GAUGUUUUGUAAUUCACAUGUUGUUAUAAUUCUACUGUAAAUCUUCUUAGAAGUUACCAAAUAAAUAACUAGUGAUAAUCUUAAAAUAGCAUUGCGGAUGAUAAAACACCUAAAUUCAUGUGACAUUUGGAUUAUCCCACAGAUAAGUAAUUCUGAAGUGAAGAAACAGAAACAAUGUACUUAGAUAUUAUCUAGUAGAGAUACAAAUUGAAUGUAAGGUGGCCAUGUUACGGAUUGGAGUGAUCUGUUUGCUUGUCGCGAUACAUGUUGUUGCCAUUCGGGACAAAUCUCCGUUUCGGAACAGAGAUUGCAGAGUAGUGUCGACAGAGGCGGGACCAGUGCGAGGUUGCGAGACAGAUAACAACGUCCAAUUUCUGGGUGUGCCUUACGCAGCGCCACCUAUUGGACCACGUCGGUUCAAGGCGCCUGCACGCCCUUUCUCUUGGAAAGGAAUAUACGAUGCCGACCGUGUUGUCAAAUGUCCUCAGAAAGGUAAAGGGGUAGAAGACUGUCUCGUAGUCAACAUCUUCACGCCCAUUAGAAUGCUCAAGGCCCCGUUGCCUGUGCUAGUCUACAUCCAUGGGGGUUCGUUCCUUAUGGGUUCAGGCCAGGUGACCGGAGUAGACCCACUUAUAGAACAGAAUAUGAUCGUUGUGACAGUCAACUAUAGACUUGGAGCCCUCGGUUUUCUUUGUCUGGGCAUAGAGGAAGCACCAGGCAACGCCGGACUCAAAGACCAAGUCGCUGCACUUAGUUGGGUACAAAGGAACAUCGGAAACUUUGGAGGUGAUCCAAACCAAGUGACUGUCUACGGUAUGAGUGCCGGAGGAGCGUCUGUGGAGUAUCUAGUGCUGUCGAAGCAAACGAAAGGUUUGUUCAAAAGAGCAAUUGUAGAAUCAGGAUCAGCGACGUCACUUUGGGCAGCGGAUUCCAACCCAAUAUCCACAGCUUAUGAAGUCGCCAAAAAUCUAAAAUUUCCAGUCUUGAAUCCUCAUGAAUUAGUAAGCUAUUACCAACGAGUUCCUGCGAAUAAAUUGAGUAAAGUCAACUAUGAAUACUAUAACAACUUGACAGAUGGAACAUUCGGCUUUGUCCCGUGUGUAGAGAAGAAGUUAGGCGAUGGGUCAGAAGCUUUUAUUACAGAAUCAGCAUAUAACUUACUAACAAAAGAAAAAUAUAACAAAGUGCCUAUGAUGUUUUUCUUUGCAUCGGUGGAAGGAUUAUUUCUAAGAAGCUCUGAACUAUAUGAAGAAGGGUACAAAGAGAAAAUGACCGCUAAUUUUCAAGAUUUCUUACCGGGGGACUUGGUCGUUGAAACUCCAGAGAUUCGAACUAAGCUAGCCGAAAUCAUAAAAGAUUUCUAUUUUAGCAACAAAACUAUUGGCGAAGAUUUGAUGGAUUAUCUGAACUACUUUGGCGAUUACAUGAUCCUGCAUGGGUUGCUUAAUUCAGCAGAAAAACAUUCAAAGUGCGACAACCUGGUAUAUUUAAUGGAGUUCGCAUAUAAAGGCAAUAUGGGAAGUUACGAGAAAUUUUACGAAAAUAUUUCUUCAGCUGGACAUGGCGAUGUAAUAAAACACGUGAUUUUAAACAGACAACCUCAAAGCAAACAUGAUAAACUAGCUGUGAAUAGAAUUGCGAAAAUAGUUGCCAAUUUUGUGAAAUAUGGGAAUCCAAUUCCAGAAUAUAGUGACAUUCUUCCGAUCUUGUGGCCCGUUGUUCGCCCAGGGAAUGGCCUUGGGGCGUUCAGUGCGGAGACCCGGGACAGCAUGACAUGCCCUGGGGCAGCUGCAUGCUGGCGAUGGAGUGCGAGCCCGAAUUCCGCAUCUAUCGCGGGGACAUCUACUGUGGACGGACACAGUUUGUCUGCUGCGCAAUACAGGUCACCUCCUACGACCUGUACCAAGGGUUCGAUGUCUCCUUCGACGAUAAAAGUUUAAGUACAGACACCGAAGAAAAGAGAGGAAAAGCUGGACAAGACGAUAAAAAAAAGAAAGAAGAAAGGGCAAGGAAGAAGCGCAAAGAAUUGAGAGACAAACGUAAAAAGAAGAUACUGGAUACUAUAAAAAAGGUUACUAAAGAAAUUAGAAAGAUAUUAAAUAAACAGUUUAAAAAUGGUACCAAAGAGAGGAAGAAGAGGACGCGCCAACUGAAGAGGUUCAUUCAGAAGUUAAAAAAACAGUUUAAAAAGGAUAAAAGA
Pectinophora gossypiella (pink bollworm) is the source of this 2200-nucleotide messenger RNA. Its product is annotated as esterase FE4-like. Bases 225 to 1940 code for a protein of 571 amino acids. The record is from RefSeq and is a predicted model, not a curated record. Lineage: Eukaryota; Metazoa; Arthropoda; Insecta; Lepidoptera; Gelechiidae. The transcript is spliced from 5 exons.